Messenger RNA from Euleptes europaea (tarantolino), 1242 nucleotides. RefSeq names its product sodium voltage-gated channel beta subunit 3 (gene SCN3B). The transcript is spliced from 8 exons. Gene Ontology annotation, molecular function: sodium channel regulator activity. Lineage: Eukaryota; Metazoa; Chordata; Lepidosauria; Squamata; Sphaerodactylidae. The coding region runs from base 1 to 1092 and encodes 363 amino acids. Gene Ontology annotation, cellular component: voltage-gated sodium channel complex. Gene Ontology annotation, biological process: ventricular cardiac muscle cell action potential; regulation of heart rate by cardiac conduction; sodium ion transport. The record is from RefSeq and is a predicted model, not a curated record.
AUGUCCGUUCCCUUCGAAAUCGACAGCCACUGGCCCCGGUGCCUCCAAGAUGAUGCCCACAGCUUUCUGGAGCUAUGGAUCACAAAGUCUGGUGUGGUCCUCCCUAGCGGAGGUGGAGGCAGUUGCUACAGGAAAGGCUGUUGCAUCUGGAUCCGAUGCCCCUGGGCCGGAGGGAGGGGCGAGAGGAGGCGGAGCGCCCGAUCGGCCAGAGGUGGCGCCGCUGUGAACAUCUGGCAGGGAGCGGAGCUGUCCGGGGAGGGCGGCGCUCUCCAUGGUGCUGAAAGCGGCUCCCGGGGGACCCCUGGCAGGCGCCGAGCGGCAGCGGGCGGCUCCCCACACCGAGGCCGGCGCCUCCCCAGCCUCGACCCGCGGUCCUGUCGCGCAACCGGCCGGGGAGAGUCGGCAGCCCGCCCUCCCUCCUCGCUCGGAGCCAUGGCUGCCUUGACCAAGGUGGCCUACGCCUCUUCCCUCCUGGUGGUCUGGUGGGUCGGCGUCUGCUCUGCAGUCUGUGUCGAAGUGCCGUCAGAAACAGAGGCGGUCCAAGGAUCUCACAUGAAGCUGCUGUGUAUCUCCUGCAUGAAACGGGAAGAAGUCGCCGCCAAUACUGUGGUGGAGUGGUUCUAUAGGGCUGACGGAGAAGUAGCUGAUAAGCCUAUUUACGUGUAUGAGAGUGAGAAACAGCCGAUACUCCCGCCGCAGACUCAGUUCAGCGGGCGGCUGAUGUGGAACGGGAGCAAAGACAUGCAGGACGUAUCCAUCUCCGUGCACAACAUCUCUCUGAACGAUUCUGGGGUCUACACCUGCAAGGUCAACAGGACACUUGACUUCGACAUCUAUCAGCACACCGUCAUCACCUCCACACUGAUCCACCUCACAGUCGUAGAGAAGGCUGGAGAAGACUUCACAUCGGUCAUCUCGGAAAUAAUGAUGUACAUCCUUUUGGUCUUCCUCACCCUGUGGCUUCUGAUAGAAAUGGUCUACUGCUACAGGAAAGUCUCCAAAGCAGAGGAGGCAGCCGAGGAAAAUGCGACUGACUACCUCGCCAUCCCAUCAGAGAACAAGGAGAAUUGUGCUGUACCUGUGGAGGAGUAGCAGGUGAAACCCCAGGGUAUGGUUUGCUACCAAAGGAGUCUCCAGCCGUCCUGCAGUCCUGGUUUGCGGGAGUCCAAUAAUCAGAGGAAGAGGACCAAAGAAAGAGUGUAAAUCCGUUUCAGUUUGUCUGGGACAUUCCACAGCUUUGAC